AUGCACCCAAUCUCUACUGCAGUGUGCAAUUGCUUGAAUGAUGGUCAGUGUACUGAAGACGGCACCUGCAACUGCCGGAAAGGUUUCCAUGGAGACCAGUGUCAACAUGCUUUCAAGACAAAGUGCCUGGGCACAAAUAAUGCAAUAUACACCUGGAUGGCUCUUGCCAGCUUGCCGUGUUAUCCACAUCUCGACUAUGGCAGCUGCCAGAAGAAAACGAACUUCGUGCACGCCCGCGAGAUGUGCGUGAGAAGAGGAUACAACUUCGUAGACUAUAAUUCCUUCACUGAGCUUGGCUUGAAGCUGGGUGUUAGCGACUGCAUAAAAUCAUUGCUGAGCGAGAUGAUGGCUAGAAGUAACAGCAGCUACAGCACCCCUCUCAAGAUAUGGACAUCGUACAUGUACUUUGGUCAGCAUGUUAUUUACAAGCAAGGCAAGGACAACUCGAGCGACGCACUAUUUGACAGGGAUGGAAGAGGCAAUCAUGAUGUCAUCUGUGAAGCCAAAUGGCUCCAGGCCAACGAUUCUGUACACGCCGCAGCAACUCCAGCACACAGACCCAGCGUGACUGAGCAGUUCGCAGAGGACGCAUGUCAGGAGUACGGAUAUCAUCUCAUUACCAAGGAGUGGCUAGAAGAACAUGGCUAUGUGUUAACAGAGCGCUGGCUAGAGAAGUUGGCCUUAUUGCAUAAGCACCAGCAAGCACCUUACCACGUCGCGUCAAUCCGAGUCAAUGGCCGUUCCCUUUACAGAACCGUAAUGUUUAGCGCACAAAAGCAGACGUUUCAGAACGCCACAAGCAAAACUCAAGCCCAGAUUCUCUGUGUCAAGACAUGUGAGACCGGUGUUCUUGGACCAAACCUGAGUUGUGUGUGUAACCGCACCUCAACCUAUGGUCAAUAUUGUGAAAAGGCAUGCAAGUGCUUGAAUCAGGGUCAGUGUGACAACAAAGGUGAAUGCAGCUGCCCGAAAGGAUUCACCGGAGACAAGUGCCAACUCGUUGUGUGUACACAUCCCUGGGUGAAAAAGAACAAAUUAUGCGAAUGUGCGACCAGACUAGAUGGACCUAACUGCACAGAAGCAUGCAAAUGCUUGAAUGACGGCCAGUGCACCGAAGAUGGCACCUGCAUCUGCCGGAAACGUUUCCAUGGAGAUCAGUGUCAGCACAGUUUCAAGACAAAGUGCCUGGGUACAGAUAAGGCAAUGUACACCUGGAUGGCUCUCGCCGGCUUGCCGUGUCAUCCACACCUCGACGGUGACAGCUGCCAGAAGAAGACGAACUUGACGCAUGCCCGACAGAUGUGCAAGAGAAGAGGAUACGACGUGGUAGACUAUAAUGCCUUCACAACCCUGUCUCUGGGCGUGCGGGACUGCAUGGAAGCAUUGCUCAACAAGAUGAUGGCAAGCAAUUUCAACAACCCUAUCACAAUAUGGACAUCUUUCUUGAGGGAUGGCAAGCAUGUUAUUUACAAGGAGGGCAAGAACAACUUAAGAGAAGAGUUACAUGAUAGUAGUGGAGCAAGCCAUCUUGAUUUUGAGAUGAUGGCGAGCGGUGACAGCAACCCUAUCUCCCUAUCGUCAGGGCAAGGACAAGUUAAGAACAAGUUGAGAGAAGAGUUACAUGAUGAUGGUAGUGGAGCAAGCCAUCUUGAUGUCAAGAUGAUGGCGAGCGGUGACAGCAACCCUAUCUCCCUAUCGUCAGGGCAAGGACAAGUUAAGAACAAGUUGAGAGAAGAGUUACAUGAUGAUGGUAGUGGAGCAAGCCAUCUUGAUGUCAAGAUGAUGGCGAGCGGUGACAGCAACUCUAUCUCAAUAUCGGCAUCGCUCGAGGAGGAUGACCAAAAUAUCAUGUACCAGCAGCGCAAGAACCAGUUAAGAGAAGAGUUACUUGAUAGUAACGGAGCAAGCCAUCAUGAUGUCAUCUGCGAAGCCAAGUGGCUUCACGCCAACUCCUCAGUAUACACCACAGCAACGCCAGCACUGAGGCCCAACGUCACUGAGCAAUUCGCAGAGGAGGCAUGUGAGCAGUACGGACUUCACCUCAUAACCGGGGCCUGGCUGCAAGCACAUGGCCAUGUAUUAAGAGAGAGAUUCCUAGAGAGAUUGGCUAUUCGGCAAGCACCUUACCACGUCAAACCAAUCGUGGUGAACGGCAACUCCCUUUACAGAACCGUAACGUUUAGCGAGAGAAAACAGAGGUUUGUGAACACCACAAGCAAUCACCGAGCCCAAAUCCUCUGUGUCAGUAAGUGA
This is a messenger RNA of Sycon ciliatum, 2253 nucleotides long. RefSeq lists its product as uncharacterized. NCBI's taxonomy places the organism in Eukaryota, Metazoa, Porifera, Calcarea, Leucosolenida, Sycettidae. Bases 1 to 2253 code for a protein of 750 amino acids. The transcript has 9 exons. The record is from RefSeq and is a predicted model, not a curated record.